Aspergillus wentii DTO 134E9 is the source of this 462-nucleotide messenger RNA. RefSeq lists its product as uncharacterized. The transcript has 2 exons. The record is from RefSeq and is a predicted model, not a curated record. NCBI's taxonomy places the organism in Eukaryota, Fungi, Ascomycota, Eurotiomycetes, Eurotiales, Aspergillaceae. The coding region runs from base 1 to 462 and encodes 153 amino acids.
AUGUUCUUCCACGCUUGCACAACAGCAGCCCUCCUCGCCCUCGUCCCUGCCACACUAGCAGCAUCGCAGGUCUCCCCCAGCGGGUCUGGCCGAAUCGACGUUUAUUUAUUUCUCGCCAAAGAAGCGACCGGCUGUCUGACUGAUGCUGGACAAUGGACGACAGAUACCAGCCAAUGCGCAGCCGUCACGGCCAACGGCGAUGGCGGCAUCAACACCGGCAGUGGAUGGUUGACUGUGGCUGAUUCGACGCUGACCACCUCAUCGGCCCCUAAUGCGAACUGGACGGGGACGCUGGCUAGUGACGAGAAGAAUGUAAAGCAUCUCGAGGUGGAUGUGGACGGCACCGAAGAAGGAUGGAUGUGGCAUGGCUAUCAGAUUCCCGAGGCGACGGAUUCCAGAGAGAUCAGCAGCAAGAAGAAGACUAAUCUGCAUGAUCUGACUCUGCUUUUUGUUCCUACUUGA